AUGGAUUCGGAGUACUUGGCCGAGUCCAAAACGCACGUGGUCACCGUCAUGUAUGCGAUCCCCAUUGCACUCGAGGCAUUCAGCACUGGGUGGAGGCUGUGGGCAUCAGCAACUGGACCGUCAGGGCUGGGAUUUGCCUUUGACGACUAUCUUAUGCUCUUUGCGACGCUUGUGGCCAUGGUUGUGUGUGCGACUGGGCUGGUCUACGGACCGCCACAUGGACUUGGAAGGCAUAUCGAGGCUGUGCCCGAGCACGACGGCGACUACAUCUUUAGCCACUUCUACGACCUCGCCAUCGCCUUCACAAAGCUCUCCAUCCUUGCACUGUACCACCGCAUCUUUGUCACCCGUAAAUUUCGCCUGAUUAUCAUCGGCACGGCCUGCUUCGUAUGCGCCUGGGUUGCUGUCAUGGAAGUGGUUUUGGGAUUUGGCUGCCGGCCCAUCCAGGCUUGGUGGGGUGAGGCGGAGGGGAAAUGCAUCAACAAGGAGGCCUUUACAUACUUUACCAAUGUGACGAACAUGGUGACGGACAUGUGGGUGUUUAUGAUGCCGAUCCCGGUGAUACUGGGGCUUCAGACUGCCCGAGAGAAGAAGGUUAUUCUGUGCCUCAUGUUUGGGAUUGGGCUGGCAACGUGUGCGAUUAGCGCAGCGAGACUGACGUUUGUGUUUGGCGUUGCGUCUGCGGAUUUUACGUGGCACGAGGCCAGUCUGGGAAUUCUAUCGGCUUGGGAACCCUGCGGCGCCAUUCUAUGCGCAAAUCUCCCCCAGAUAUUCCGUCAUCUCGUCAUCAUCCGGGACAUGCUCAUAGCCGGCGUCCAGUCCGCGACGAAUUCUGGUAGUGCCGCAACGGCUGUCAGCGCCGAUCGGCUCGGCGGAUACAAGGGCAGCUUGCAGCAUCCUGACUGGGCCAAGCUGAGCCAUAGCGACGGCCUGAUGGGAGAGACGAGCGGCACCGUUACGGAGGUGUCUGCGCAGAAGCCACCGGAUGCGGUAAUUGAGUCGGAUGAGCUGAGGCCGGGAUGUAUCAUGGUGCAGAGGGAGCUUCUACAGACUAGUGAGCCGGAUAUAGAGGCAGCGCCAGUGAGAGAAGUACAUGUAGAGGAGACCAAAGAAUGA
This is a messenger RNA of Trichoderma virens Gv29-8, 1116 nucleotides long. RefSeq lists its product as uncharacterized. The record is from RefSeq and is a predicted model, not a curated record. The transcript has 5 exons. Lineage: Eukaryota; Fungi; Ascomycota; Sordariomycetes; Hypocreales; Hypocreaceae. The coding region runs from base 1 to 1116 and encodes 371 amino acids.